Messenger RNA from Didymodactylos carnosus, 1374 nucleotides. The record is from the annotation of a GenBank genome assembly. Lineage: Eukaryota; Metazoa; Rotifera; Eurotatoria; Philodinida; Philodinidae.
AUGUUUCUCCCGUUUGUCAUUUGGUUUGCUGCUAUUUUCGUUCAAACAGCAUCUGUUCGAAUUUACGAACAAUGUGGAGGUAUCGGAUAUACCGGAUCAACUCAAUGUGAUGGAGGUCUUCAAUGUUUUCGUCGUACAGAAUGGUUUUCAUCUUGUCAAACAUCAUGUCCUGCAGGAUGGGAGUGCAUAACACAGUAUGGAGGUGGUGCUGCUCAACCUUGGGAUCAAUGUGGUGGCGAUGGUUGGCGUGGAGCAGUGGGAUGCACAGCUGGAUACAAUUGUUAUGCAAGAAGCAUUUGGUAUUCACAAUGUCGACCAGAUUGUCCAGGUGAUUGGAUUUGUUCAGGCUACGUGGUUCCUACUGCACCGACUACAGUUCUACCCACCACAGUUCAACCCACUACAGUUCAACCCACUACAGUUGAACCUACAUUGAAUUCUACUACAGCAAUCAAUGUCACAAUGCCGUCAACUGAUGCUCCAGUUACUGAUGGUGACGAUGAAGAUGAAGAUGAAGAUGACGAUGAAGAUUAUAGUGAUAUAGAAGAAUAUGUUGACAAUGGAGAUGACGAAGAGCUUGAAACUGAUGACUUUCCAGAUCCAUCCGAAUAUAAUCUAGACGAACAACAACAGAAGGAAGACACAAAUACAUAUGAGCCAGAUGAAUUUGACGAAGAUCGUAGAAAAAAACGAAGCCUAGCAAUUUCUUCACGAGCUGGUUGCUCUGUCAGUGGUAAAUCUGGUACAUGUAUCGAUACAAAGAAAUGUACAGGUACAACCCAUGCUGGUCACUGUCCAGGAGCUAAAAAUAUUCAAUGUUGUAUAAAAAAAACGGCUGCCGCUGGUUCUGGUACAACAUGUGGUUCAUAUGCCGGUACAAAAUCAAGUGGAAUCAAAGGCAAUGGUGGUGUAACCUAUAGUGUUGUUAAAGUUAAACGUACACAUUUGGCAAAUCCAUCAUCUUAUUCAUUAUCAUCCAGUCAAAGUGAUAAUACAAUGACAGCAAAAACUGCUUGUGCAUUUGAUAAAAUGUAUACAGCAGCAUCAAAAGCUGGUGUAAGUAUCAAAAUUGCCAGUGCAUUCCGUACAGUCGCUCGUCAAAAUUAUUUUUGGAAUUGUUAUGUAACGAAAAAAUGUAACAAUGGAAAUCUAGCUGCACGUCCCGGCACAUCAAAUCAUGGAAAAGGUCAAGCACUAGAUUUAAACACAAAUUGUGGUAAACAAACGGGUGCACGGCCAGCUUGUGGUGGAUCGAAAGUGUAUCAAUGGUUAUACAAAAAUGGUCAUAAAUACGGUUUUACUCGUACAGUAAAAAGUGAACCAUGGCACUGGGAAUUUAAAGGUGUGGGAGUUGGAAGAGCAUCCUUUUCAUAA